CUUCUCCUGCACCAUGUCUGGCCGCGGCAAAGGCGGGAAGGGGCUCGGCAAAGGCGGCGCCAAGCGCCACCGCAAGGUGCUGCGCGACAACAUCCAGGGCAUCACCAAGCCCGCCAUCCGGCGCCUGGCCCGCCGCGGCGGCGUCAAGCGCAUCUCCGGCCUCAUCUACGAGGAGACCCGCGGGGUGCUCAAGGUCUUCCUGGAGAACGUGAUCCGGGACGCCGUCACCUACACGGAGCACGCCAAGCGCAAGACGGUCACGGCCAUGGACGUGGUCUACGCGCUCAAGCGCCAGGGCCGCACCCUCUACGGCUUCGGCGGCUAAGUCACAUUUUAUCAGCAUAAUCUC
Molecule: messenger RNA, 349 nt
Organism: Phyllostomus hastatus (greater spear-nosed bat)
Lineage: Eukaryota; Metazoa; Chordata; Mammalia; Chiroptera; Phyllostomidae
Product: histone H4
Exons: 1
Coding region: 14-325 (103 amino acids)
Biological process (GO): nucleosome assembly
Cellular component (GO): nucleosome
Molecular function (GO): structural constituent of chromatin; DNA binding; protein heterodimerization activity
Source: RefSeq, a predicted model, not a curated record